UUUCAUUGCGUCAGAAACGAAAGAAGUUGUUGCUGGGCACUUCCGCUAAUCAAAAUGACAGUGUACACCCUAUACAUAUUUGACAGAAAUGGAACGUGUUUGUACUACACUGAGUGGAAUAGGAAAAAGCAGUCGGGCAUGAGCAAAGAUGAGGAGUUCAAGUUGAUGUAUGGCAUGAUACAUUCCAUAAAGUCUUUUGUACAGAGGAUUUCACCUACGGAUUUAAAAGAAGGAUUUUCAAGCUUUAGAACUAGCAGAUACAAACUGAAUUUCUAUGAGACACCUAGUGGUAUGAAGUUUAUCAUGACAACUGAUUUAUCAGUGGGGAACAUCAAAGAUGUUUUACAUCAAAUCUACAGCACUAUAUAUGUGGAAUAUGUGAUUCGGAAUCCACAAUGUGAAUUAGGACAACCCAUCACAAGUGAAUUGUUUCAAAACAAACUGGAUGAAUAUGUCAGAGGACUACCUAUCUUCCCAACAAGGAUAUCUUAACACACCAUUACUAAUUAAAUUAACUAAUUAACUAUAAAAGUGUAUUUUAUGACACACAAGUAAAAUAUCUUUGAAAAGUUUCAUGUUCGGUAUUCAUUGAAAGUACAAGAUUUUCUUUUGAAGAAACAUGCUUUUGCUUACAUGUAUACACAAACUACAUGAAAUAUUAAAUGAAAUUGAAUUUAUUGUGUAAGUUUUAAAGUGUAAUGAUAGCAGUAUGUUGUUU
Saccostrea cuccullata (small rock oyster) is the source of this 718-nucleotide messenger RNA. RefSeq names its product trafficking protein particle complex subunit 1-like. The transcript is spliced from 4 exons. Gene Ontology annotation, biological process: endoplasmic reticulum to Golgi vesicle-mediated transport. NCBI's taxonomy places the organism in Eukaryota, Metazoa, Mollusca, Bivalvia, Ostreida, Ostreidae. Gene Ontology annotation, cellular component: TRAPP complex. Bases 55 to 492 code for a protein of 145 amino acids. The record is from RefSeq and is a predicted model, not a curated record.